Teleopsis dalmanni is the source of this 1042-nucleotide messenger RNA. Its product is annotated as lactosylceramide 4-alpha-galactosyltransferase-like. Gene Ontology annotation, molecular function: alpha-1,4-N-acetylgalactosaminyltransferase activity. The transcript has 2 exons. NCBI's taxonomy places the organism in Eukaryota, Metazoa, Arthropoda, Insecta, Diptera, Diopsidae. Bases 187 to 1026 code for a protein of 279 amino acids. The record is from RefSeq and is a predicted model, not a curated record. Gene Ontology annotation, biological process: glycosphingolipid biosynthetic process.
UAUGCGAAAGAAAACUAUUUAAAUAAACGAUUAAAAAAUUUUCAGUGUUAUAAUCAUAACAGUUCCAUUUUAUAUGAAAAAAUAGAAGAAAGUAUCGAACCUUUACCUGAUAUUCUUGAAGGACUGCCUCAGCCAACGUCUGGAGAGAAUAUAUUUUUUGUUGAAACAAGUUGUCCUUCUGUUAACAUGUAUGAACCGAACCUCAUCAAUCUGACUACUCGUCAAAUAUGUGCUAUAGAAUCAGCUGCAAUACAUAAUCCAAAAUCGAAUAUAUUUUUAGUUUAUUCAAAUCGGAGGUAUAGAAAUAAAUACGUAAGAGAACCACUUUUAGAUACUCUUCUCUUUUAUAAAAAUGUAUAUAUACGAAAUGUUAACCUGUGGUCUUUUGUUAAUGAUACACCUAUGGAGAAGUGGUUUAAGACUGGAAAACUGUUUGAAUCUCACUUUAUUACUAUACAUCUUUCUGAUUUUUUGCGUUUGCUAUUGCUUUGGCGGUAUGGUGGCACUUAUCUCGAUUUAGAUACUAUAACACUAAAAAGCUUAGAAUCCAUGCCGCAUAACUAUGCUGGCAUCCAAUCUAAAGAUAUCAUUAACCAAGCUGUGCUGAAAAUUUCAAGUAAUGGUGAUGGUCAUAAGCUUGCAGAGCAAUUUCUACUGGAUUAUCAACAAAAGUUUAGUGCUAUUUAUUGGGCGCACAAUGGACCGAGCCUAAUUACCAGAGUUUUAAAGCGCACAUGCUGCACAGAUGAUAUUUUAAAAAUGAUAAAUAAUCCGAAAUGUUGCAAAGACUUUAAUGUUUAUCCACGUAAUGCUUUUUAUGAAAUAAAUUUUGAAGAAUUAGACUUCUUUUUCGAUGAAGCACUCCUCGAUCAAAUGUUAAACAGAACUCAGAACUCAAUUGUACUACAUUUAUGGAAUAAAUUUUCUCAGCACCGAAAGAUGAAAGUUGGUUCCAAUGUCGCUUAUGAUCUGGCAGCUCAAAUUCAUUGUCCUAGAACAUAUGCAAAAGCCGGUGAAUAUUUUUAAAAUAACUUAAAGAAUA